AUGGCGAGAAUAGUGCGUGUCGCGAGAUCCACCUCCCUCUUCGGCUUCGGAAGCCGAUUCUACUCCACCUCAGCCGAAGUUACCUCCGGAGUUAGCCACGCGUCGCCGUUUCUUCACGGCGGCGGAGCUCGCAAGGAUGCUGCUAGAGAUAGGAACGUGCAGUGGGUGUUUCUCGGGUGUCCCGGUGUCGGUAAAGGCACGUACGCCAGCAGACUGUCGAGCUUACUCGGCGUUCCUCACAUCGCCACCGGCGAUCUCGUCCGUGAGGAGCUUGCUUCUUCCGGUCCUCUCUCUCAACAGCUAUCGGAGAUUGUAAACCAGGGAAAAUUGGUUUCUGAUGAGAUCAUCGUUAACCUUUUGUCAAAGAGACUUGAAGCUGGUGAAGCCAAAGGUGAAUCAGGGUUUAUUCUUGAUGGCUUUCCUCGAACCAUGAGACAAGCUGAAAUACUGGGGGAUGUAACUGACAUUGAUCUAGUGGUGAAUCUGAAGCUACCUGAGGAAGUUUUGGUUGACAAGUGCCUUGGGAGGAGAACUUGUAACCAGUGUGGUAAAGGUUUCAACAUCGCUCACAUCAACUUGAAGGGCGAGAAUGGGAAACCUGGAAUCAGCAUGGAUCCGCUUCUCCCUCCACCUCAAUGUAUGUCAAAGCUCAUCACUCGAGCUGACGAUACUGAAGAGGUUGUCAAAGCAAGGCUUCGUAUAUACAAUGAAACCAGCCAGCCUCUUGAAGAGUACUACCGAAGCAAGGGAAAGCUUAUGGAGUUUGACCUACCUGGAGGCAUCCCGGAGUCUUGGCCAAGGCUAUUAGAAGCCUUGAGGCUUGACGAUUACGAGGAGAAACAGUCUGCUGUGGCUUAG
Messenger RNA from Thlaspi arvense, 858 nucleotides. NCBI's taxonomy places the organism in Eukaryota, Viridiplantae, Streptophyta, Magnoliopsida, Brassicales, Brassicaceae. The record is from the annotation of a GenBank genome assembly.